AUGCAUUCUGGAGGGUCCCAGUAUGGGGCGCCUCCUCCGGAAAUGACCUUUGCGGCCGCCGCCGGCGGUGGAAUUAUCAGCUCCGGCCACCUGCGGCAGAUCAUGGCGGAGGAGGCUUCCCCCAUAAGCAGCCGUCCGCCGGCGAUGGGCAGCAGCAUGCUGGCUCCGGCGAGGUCGGAGGGUUUCACGGAUGAGGAGAACCUGGCGGCGGCGGGGGAGGAGGCCGAUCGGGGAGGGAUCGCCGGCAACCGGUGGCCGCGGCAGGAGACACUAGCCCUCCUCAAGAUCCGCUCCGAUCUGGACGCCGCCUUCAGAGACGCUACUCUGAAAGGCCCUCUUUGGGAGGAAGUCUCCAGGUGAGAAGAAAUACUUCGAAGGGAUCCCAGUCCCAACUCCUUGCAGGGAUUAAAAUGCUGUUGAAUUGUGCUUCCUCCUCCCUCCCCCCAUUUCUUUCUCAUCAUCUUCACUCUUGCAUUUGUGUGUUGGUCGAAUAAUUUAGGCAGCAAGGAGCAAAGAGAAGCAUCUGAUGGGACGGCAGUGGAGAGGAGGGGGGAAGAGGGAAGGGACUGUUCCUCUGUGGACUUUUUUCAGUUGCAGUCGGAACUGAGCAAGCAAAGAGGGUGGGGGGUUGGAUUUGAGGAAGAAAUGCACAGAGAGGGAGAGAUAUAUAUAUAUAUAUAUAUAUAUACAUAACCCGCUGCUGAUACUUCAGAUGCCGACUCACCCAACUGGCUGAUCAGUUACUAGUUUUGAUGAAGGAAAGCAGGCCUUCGUUUCCGACCUCCGCCAUGAUCACGUCUUCAUCAAAUCUUCCUCUUCCUUCACAGAUCUCUCUCUCUCUCUCUCUCUCUCUCUCUCUCUCUCUAUCUCUCUCGCUCGCUCUCGCCAUCUCUCUCUCUGGGGUCACGAGUGAGGUAUCUUUCCCCUUUUUCUCAUUUCUUUUUGAUUAACCAACGAAGUGAAGAUGGCGGACAAGGUCGGUCCCUGAAAUCAAUACGAUUCCUCUUCGCUGCAUCGAUCCCAACAAGUUUCCAAUUUUCUGAUGCCGCUGUCGCAUACAUCUGCAACGCCUCCAGAAUAAAACUAAUAAAAAAGCCUCACCACCCCUCAUGCAUUCCUCUCUCUCUCUCUCUCUCUCUCUCUCUCUCUCUCGCUCAGGCUCCAGCCCUAAUUAUUAUUGCUUUGUUAAAGCUCCCACAUUGAAGGAAAUUUUCGGAGCGUUCAGAUGGGCAAAGAUUCCUUUUUUACUUUGAAAUGGGACGAAAUUGAUGGGAUGAUACUUGUGAUCAUGCCGCGGAAUUACUUGCCGUUCUUCUUCAUCCUCAUUCUGGUUGGUGUCCUUGCAGGCAGCUCGCGGAGAUGGGUUAUCAGAGAAGUGCCAAGAAGUGCAAGGAGAAGUUCGAGAACGUCCAUAAGUACUACAAGCGCACCAAGGACGGCCGCGCCGGCCGCCAGGACGGCAAGGCCUACCGCUUCUUCACCCAGCUGGAAGCUCUCCACAGCCCCGCCGCAGCCGCCACCGCCGCCACCGCCGCCACCGCCGCCACCGCCGCCACAUCGUCUGCCGUCUCCGCCUAUCUCGCAGCAAACGCUGCACUCAAUCUCUCGCACUCCGCGAGCCUGCUGGAUCCGUCUUCCAGGUUUCCGCCGUCUCUGCUGAACUCCACUCCGCCGCCGCCCAUCGGCGGCGGUUGGGGGGGCUUCAGUUUCUCCUCCGAUACCUUCUCCUCCUCGGCCUCCGAGUCCGAAGAAGACACCGAGGAGAAUCUCUCCGGCGAGCAAAACAAGCGCAAGCGCGCCAGCGGCGGCCGAGGUCGGCACAAGAUGAUGGCCUUCUUCGAGGGGCUGAUGAAGCAGGUGAUAGAGAGGCAGGAGGCAAUGCAGCAAAGGUUCCUGGAGACGAUCGAGAGGCGGGAGCAGGAGAGGAUGGCCAGAGAGGAGGCCUGGAAGCGCCAGGAAAUGGCGCGCGUCCACCGCGAGCACGAGAUCAUCGCUCAGGAAAGAGCUCUCUCCGCGUCUAGAGACGCCUCCAUCGUCGCCUUCCUGCAGAAGAUGACCGGCCAGGUGGCGCCGCCCAUGGCGGCGCCGCCACCGUCGACGGCGCAAUCGCAGCAGCAAAGACGGCCGUCGCCUUCUCCGGCGUCGGCGCCGCCGCGGCAGCCGCAAUCGCAGCACAUUCCCCAUCAGACUGCGGACGUAAUAAUCUCUCCUCACGAUUCGGCGGCGCCUGACAUGGAGGGCUCCGCCGGAGUCAACUGUACGGACCCGGCGUCUUCCAGGUGGCCGAAGGCGGAAGUCCACGCCCUGAUAACGCUGCGAAUAGGGCUGGAGUCGAGGUACCAGGAAGUCGGGCCGAAGGGUCCUCUCUGGGAAGAGAUCGCCGCCGGGAUGAAGAGGAUGGGGUACAGCAGGACCCCGAAGAGGUGCAAGGAGAAGUGGGAGAACAUCAACAAGUACUUCAAGAAGGUGAAGGAGAGCAACAAGAAGCGACCCGAGGACUCUAAGACCUGCCCCUACUUCCACCAGCUGGACGCCCUCUACCGGAAGAAGCUCGGCCAAACCAGGGACGAGCUGGAGUGCAGCUCCGAUCCUGCGGAUCCCCCUCAGACGGCGGCGGUAGAAGAGAAAGAUGCCAAUGACGGCGGCGGCGGCGCUGACGCAGAGCAAGCCGCCGUCAGCAAUGGGCAGCUCUCGCCGGCCUUCUUCCACCACGAGGAGAAUUUUGACAGCGGAUCACUGAAGAAGGUAUGGCGGUGUUCUACGUCUUCCAAGUAUAGUCAAAUCGCAUCCUUCCCUAUUGAGCCAAUUCGAUUCAAUCGCUGUGAAGCCAGGGGAUAUUGUGAGGGAACUGAUGGAUCGGCAACAACAGCAGCAGCAUCAGCGUCGAAACGCGGCGAUGGAGACCUACGACAAACUACACGGCCCGGACGGCGACAGCAUGGACCGGGACGUUGACCGUGACGACGACCCGGACAGCAAGAUGAGAUACGUGGCUCAGUACCAGGAGAGGCCGGGAGUCAACGGAACCUCCGACUGCGGGACGAGCUCCUCCUUUAUGGCCAUGGUGCAGUGA
Molecule: messenger RNA, 3073 nt
Organism: Spirodela intermedia
Lineage: Eukaryota; Viridiplantae; Streptophyta; Magnoliopsida; Alismatales; Araceae
Source: the annotation of a GenBank genome assembly